AUGAAUGGAGUUAAAAAACGAGAUUAUGAAUCUAUACUUGCUGAAUGUUUAGCUAUAAGACGAUUAUAUACAGAUCCAGAAUUUCCACCCGAUGAACGUUCUCUGUAUAUCAGUAAUGCACCAGUCAGAGAAAACUAUGGACGAGUUAUAUGGAAACGUCCAAGGGAUAUAGUAUCGUAUCCUGUUUUUACCAGUGACAUUUCAAGGCACGAUUUAAACCAAGGUAGAAUAGGUAAUUGUUGGUUUGUAGCUGCAGCAGCAAUCAUCUGUACAUCACAUAGAAACAUACUAGAACGUAUUGUACCGUUAAACCAGUCAUUCGAACGAAACUAUGCAGGCGUGUUCCAUUUUAAUUUCUGGUGGUAUGGAGAAUGGGUAGAAGUUGUAGUGGAUGAUUAUUUACCAACUAAUGGUAGAAAUCUCAUCUUCUGUCAGAAUGUAGGGAACAGAAACGAAUUUUGGAGUGCCUUACUAGAAAAAGCUUAUGCAAAAUUACGGGGUGGUUACAGUGGUCUAGAAGGUGGUAAGAUAGGAGAUGCUCUAGUAGAUCUGACCGGAGGUAUUGGUGAAGUCAUCAGCAUUGAAAAUAAAAACACUAUACCACGUAACCUCUUCCACAUUCUACACAAGUCUAUAGCAAUGAAUUCUAUGGUUGGAGCCAGUAUUCAUAGACCACCUAAUGCAACGUCAUCUGAAGUAAAACAUCCCAAUGGCCUAUACAGUGGUCAUGCAUACAGUAUUACUGGUAUCAAAGAGGUUAUCAAUAGAGGUCACUCGUCCCAUCUACUCAGAUUAAGAAACCCAUGGGGAAGAGGAGAAUGGAUAGGAGCUUGGUCAGAUAGAUCCGUGGAAAUGAGGACAUUAACACCUUCUGUUAGAAAUUCUUUACAAGUUGAUACUGCUGAUGAUGGUGAAUUCUGGAUGUCGUAUGGUGAUGUUAUUGAUAAUUUUGAUGAAAUAGAAAUGUGUCAUCUACAACCAGAUGCUUUGACUGAAGAAAACACAUCAUCUUGGUCUGUCACUAUGUAUCAUGAUGCAUGGAAACCAGGACUUACAGCUGGUGGUUGCGGGAAUUCACCUCAUCAAAAACUGUAUUGGAGAAAUCCCCAGUUUUUUGUGACUCUGAGUGAGAAAGAUGACGAUGAUAAAAAUGGAGAAUGUACAAUGAUUGUCUCUUUAACAGAAAAAGAGAAAAAUAAUAUCGCAAAAAUUGCAAUUGGCUUUGAUAUAUUCCAGUUAAAACCUUUAGAUGGAGAAAAAGCAUCACGAAAUGCUUUAAGAUUAGCAGAAAGAUCAGGGAAAUAUCAAUUUUAUAGAGAAGUUACAAGGCGAUUUGAAUUUCCGCCCGGUGUUUAUGUGAUUAUACCUAGUACAUUUCACAUCAACGAAGAUGCCGAAUUUCUGUUACGUAUUUUCACAGAGAAGGCUGCAGAGAGCGGGUAA
Messenger RNA from Lottia gigantea (owl limpet), 1443 nucleotides. RefSeq lists its product as hypothetical. Lineage: Eukaryota; Metazoa; Mollusca; Gastropoda; Lottiidae. Gene Ontology annotation, molecular function: calcium-dependent cysteine-type endopeptidase activity. The record is from RefSeq and is a predicted model, not a curated record. Gene Ontology annotation, biological process: proteolysis. Bases 1 to 1443 code for a protein of 480 amino acids. Gene Ontology annotation, cellular component: cytoplasm. The transcript is spliced from 12 exons.